AGCGCAUGGCCAUAGAGCGCCGGUGUGAGCUGUCAAACACGAAAUACUUAUGACGGCUUCGCUACAAAUGAGCAAAUACGAGGAUUUAGUAUUCCCCUAUUGCGAAGAUGAAACAAAAUAUGAAAAACUUGCGAAAAUUGGACAAGGUACAUUCGGUGAGGUUUUUAAAGCCAAGGACAAAAAGACGAAACGACUUGUGGCCAUGAAGAAAGUGCUGAUGGAAAACGAAAAAGAGGGAUUCCCGAUCACAGCUAUCCGAGAAAUCAAAAUCCUGCAACUUCUGAAGAAUGAGAAUGUCGUCAACCUAAUUGAGAUCUGCAGGACAAAAGUCAGUCAGUCUUUUAUCCCCUACAACAGAUUCAAGAGCACAUUCUACCUUGUAUUCGAGUUCUGUGAACACGACCUUGCUGGCUUGUUGAGCAAUGCCAAUGUCAAGUUCACCCUGGGGGAGGUCAAGAAGGUCAUGCAGCAGCUCCUCAACGGCCUCUACUUCAUCCACAGCAACAAGAUCCUCCACCGCGACAUGAAGGCAGCCAACAUCCUCAUCACUAAAACCGGCAUCUUGAAGCUGACCGACUUCGGACUUGCCAGAGCCUUCAGCGCCACAAAACCAGGCCAGCCAAACCGGUACACCAACAGGGUGGUGACACUGUGGUACCGGCCCCCGGAACUCCUGCUGGGGGAGAGGAACUAUGGGCCAGCUAUUGAUAUGUGGGGGGCGGGGUGCAUCAUGGCGGAGAUGUGGACUCGGAGUCCGAUCAUGCAGGGAAACACAGAGCAGCAUCAACUGUUGCUAAUUACUCAGCUAUGUGGCUCGAUCUCACCCGAAGUCUGGCCAGGCGUUGAGAAGCUGGAACUGUACGAUAAACUGGAGCUACCAAAAAGUCAGAAACGGAAGGUGAAGGAGAGGUUGAAGUCGUAUGUGAAGGAUCAAUAUGCCCUUGACCUUUUGGAUAAACUUUUGACCCUUGACCCGUCAAAGAGGAUUGACAGUGAUACUUCUCUGAAUCACGAUUUCUUCUGGAUGGAUCCGAUGCCAGCGGAUCUGAUGCCGAUGUUGUCGCGGCAUACAACGUCAAUGUUUGAGUAUCUGGCACCGCCGAGACGCAGGGUCCGAUUCGAUUCCACAACCGAUGCCGAAUAA
Molecule: messenger RNA, 1144 nt
Organism: Haliotis rubra (blacklip abalone)
Lineage: Eukaryota; Metazoa; Mollusca; Gastropoda; Lepetellida; Haliotidae
Product: cyclin-dependent kinase 9-like
Exons: 5
Coding region: 50-1144 (364 amino acids)
Biological process (GO): protein phosphorylation
Cellular component (GO): nucleus
Molecular function (GO): cyclin-dependent protein serine/threonine kinase activity; ATP binding
Source: RefSeq, a predicted model, not a curated record